AUGAAAGCACAAGCAUCAGCAGCAGUGUUUUCAAAGGCAUGCCUUCGCGCGCGUCGGAGCGUGCGUCGGGGCGAGGUGGGAGGAAAACGCCCGAGGCGUCCGGCUGUUUCGCGAUCUGCACGUUUAGCGCCGGGAAGGCGUGAAGAGGCGUUGCAAGGCGUGUCCAGGCGGAGCGAGGCGUGA
Prunus armeniaca (apricot) is the source of this 183-nucleotide messenger RNA. The record is from the annotation of a GenBank genome assembly. Lineage: Eukaryota; Viridiplantae; Streptophyta; Magnoliopsida; Rosales; Rosaceae.